Agelaius phoeniceus (red-winged blackbird) is the source of this 573-nucleotide messenger RNA. The record is from RefSeq and is a predicted model, not a curated record. NCBI's taxonomy places the organism in Eukaryota, Metazoa, Chordata, Aves, Passeriformes, Icteridae.
AUGCGCAGUUGCUACAACGCCGCAGCAGCGAUAUCACUCCGCGCCGCCUCAUCCAACCACAGCGCCGCUUCCGGGAUCUGCCGCGCGCAUGCGCGGUUUUAUCUGCACGUCCCCACCGCGCCCGCCCCGCCGCUGCUUCCCCGCAGCUUUGGUGCAGCCUGGUCCCGGUUCCGAGCCGCUUCCGCCGCUGUCCGGCCACAGCCGGCAGCCCCGUGCCCGGGCACGCCGCUUCCGCCGCCACCGGGUCCGUACACGGCAGCACAGCAAGCGAAAACUGCAGCGGCUUGCGUGUAUCCUUCCGCGUCUCCGCCGCUGCCGGAGCUUGCCGCCCCCCCGCCGCUGCUUUCCCGCAGUUUUGGUGCAGCCCGGUCCCGGUUCCGAGCCGCUUCCGCCGCUGUCCGGUCACAGCCGGCAUCCCCGUGCCCGGGCACGCCGCUUCCGCCGCCACCGGGUCCGUACACGGCAGCACAGCAAGCGAAAACUGCAGCGGCUUGCGUGUAUCCUUCCGCGUCUCUGCCGCUGCCGGAGCUUGAUGCGGCACGGCCGCAUCACCGAGAGAUCCCUCCGCAGUAG